This is a messenger RNA of Alligator sinensis (Chinese alligator), 4419 nucleotides long. It is a transcript of the gene NAXD, whose product is annotated as NAD(P)HX dehydratase. Gene Ontology annotation, molecular function: ATP-dependent NAD(P)H-hydrate dehydratase activity. Bases 2851 to 3819 code for a protein of 322 amino acids. The record is from RefSeq and is a predicted model, not a curated record. Gene Ontology annotation, biological process: metabolite repair. The transcript has 10 exons. NCBI's taxonomy places the organism in Eukaryota, Metazoa, Chordata, Crocodylia, Alligatoridae.
ACAGAUGUUGGCAGGAAUUUCUUCUACAGUAUCACAGAGGUCUCAGUCUAUACCAGCUAGCCCACCUCAGAGAGCAAAUCAUCGCUCAUAUGGAGAUAACUUUAAUUAUAAUGCUAUGACAGCCACACUUUCUCCGCCGAUAGGUACUUAAUUCUAUCGCCUAAAUAAGAUCUAACAUUAUUUUUAAAGAAUAUGUGUAACCACUGGUAGUAGCUUCUGAAAAUAAAUGGAUAGUUGGAGUUUUGUGAUGUUGUGGUGAUGGUUUUUCAUCUAAUGUAAAAUGAAUGAAAAUUUCAUGCAUGUCAUUGUACUGCUUUUUUUUACCAAAUAGAUAUAGAUUUAUAAGUAUAUAGAUAUAUGCUAGCUAUAAAAAAAAAAAAAAAAAUAAUGAUGACCAAAGUAACAACUUUUCAAAAGUAUCCCAUAAGCACCAGUGAGUUCAAGUCAUAUUCACAUCUCUGUAGAAUGCAUUUAGGAAAAGUUUUACCUAGAUGUGGUAUGGAGUUUAAUCUCUGAAAAUUGGCAGUUGAAUGAAAUAAUAGAGCACUUAAAGUACAUUUAAACUUUUUAUUUUUUUUAACUGAGAUGUGUUUGGUGUCAUUCUAGUUGAAAAUAUGUACUUGGAAGCACCCUAGAGAAACAAUGCAUGCUGACGUUUUUAAUGAGGUAUAUAUUAAAAGGUCUGUCAACCUUGAAAGCUUAAACCUAUAUGAUGUACCAAGUUUGUAGGACCUCAGGUCACGAAGAACCAGGGUUUUUUGCUUUGUUUUUAAAACAAUCUAAUACAGUUUAAAAACAGUGAGAUAGUCCAAAAAAUAUAAUGUAGGUAUGUGGCAGAAAUCCAAUUCUGUAAGCCAGUUUCUGGCUCUUGAGAGGCUUCUAGGAACUUGGACUGUAUAGAUACUGCAAGCAGCCAGGUAAAUAACAGGCCCAGUCCUACAUUUAUCUUCAAACUACCCUUUAACAUUAGUGGAGUUCUGAUUACACAAGGAAUGAAUACUCAGGCUCGUAGUAAAAUAAGUUAACGCUUCCUUAUCAUACUGAUUAGAUAGCUGAUCUGCUGUGUUAUAAAUCCUUAAUGUCAGAAAUCUAGUUUAAUGUGUAAAUGAUGGUAUAUCUACUGGUUCUGUUUCUUUAAAAUAAGUAUUUGAUUGAAAUGUAUUAGGAAACAGAAUACAGAAAACUUCCUAGAGUACUAAAUCAUGAACACAGUACAUACUCAGCUGUACCAUUGCUUCUAAAAUGCAUUUGCUUUUAAGCUGAAGGACUUCCUAUUAGUUUCACAGACCUGGCACCAGGAUCCUGUUUCUUCUAAUAUGUUUGAAGAUACAGGUGUGUAGUUGCGAUUUUUAUGUUGCAGAAAGAUAAACUGAGACUUCUAACUUCUAAUCGUGAAAGGCUUAAAAGAAAAAAAUGUAAUAAAGUAUAUUUUAAAAGAAAUAUUUCAGACAUUGCAUCUGUUUUUAAGGAUUUGGGACCUCAGUUGUUUGUGUCUAAAGUUGCGCUGAAAUGUUGAGAGACAAUCAAAUCCAAUCAAGAAUUCCUUUCCUGACUAGUUAAUUGCACUGUCCUUUCUUUCUGUUCUAAGACAUGUUAUUUGUCUUUUAAAACAAAGGAAAGUGGUGGGGUUUUUUCAGCAGCCAUGACACUUUGAGGGUUGUGAUGUGUGUGAGAUAUGCAUAUUUCUUGUAGACGUUAUGGUAGAAAACUGGGAAGUGCAUAAAGUGUGGAGUGAUUUGAAGGAAAAAUCUGUCUUAUUUCUAGAGGAGAGAUGAGUGCUUUGUUAUACUCUGGAUCACUGCAAUGCUAUUUUGGCCAUGCUCCAAGAGGGCUACUUUUUGAUCUCAGUGAGAGAGGAAUGCCUGUAUUAUAGAAGGAUUUCCAAAGCAGGAGAUCAGCUAGAAGUAUUUAUCAUUAUUGAACACUAAAGCAUUUUUUUGCUAAAGAUUAGCUAGCCUGGUUUUAGAAUACAAUUCUGUAGAGGUCGGAGAAAAAGUGUGGGUUUUUUUUGCUGACAGAACAUAAUAGAACCUAAAUUAGGAAUAUUCCUGUUGGUUACCAGAAUUUUUUUUCCCAUGUUGGGUCUCAGAUAUUUUAAAAUAGUUCUUGGUUUUGCUACUUGUGGACUUGGGAUAGGAAGGGAAAAUGCCAAGUGUGAUUUUGCACAGAUGAAGCAAGAGCAUUUUAUUGUCUUUUUGAUCAUUCUGCAUUAUCCUUUUAAAGAUCUAUAAAAGGAUACUACUAAGGACAUAGUGUCUUCAGCAGUCAAAUUGUGGAAUUUAAAUGUAUGUGUGUUUUUCCAAUCAGAAUUGUAAAAUUGAACUUUAGUGAGAAAUUUUGUAAAAGAAUGCAGCAAUAAGGAUUUGUAAAUUAAUCCUUGUGACCUAACCUUUAUAUGUUUACUGCAUUCUUUUAGUUAAUAUAUUGUUAAAUUUUGUCUUUGUACUGCCCUUUAAAUAGGACAAAUGUAUAUUUGCGUAAACUUUCUGCUUACUUUAUUCUUGUUACUAUCUGAAUAUUUCUUUUCUAAAAAGUCUUAUAUAGUUGGGACAGUAAUUGAAUACUCAGCUCUUUCAGUCUUCAGUUAUUCUAACAUAUGGCUUAAAAUGUAAAUGAUGUAAGUGAGGGAUUUGAGAGGCCAAAUUAUUAUUAAAAAUAAUAUUUUGCAUGACUAAAUGCUUUUCACAUAACCCUCCUUAGAGCUCAUUACCUUCUGUAACCAUCUACCAAAAUAAAAAACACUGCUUAGGCCCUGAUUCUGCGAAGACCUUCUGCAAAGACAAAGAAAGAAAAUCUUUCAAAGUUAUAGAGAGAUCCUUCUCGUUACACAAAACACAUUCUAUAAAGGAUAUGGAGAAUAUUUUUCAGUUGGUGCGCAAUGUAAUCCCUCCUCUAGCAGGAAAGAAGCAUAAGGGUCAAGAUGGACGUAUAGGCAUCAUUGGAGGAUGUCAAGAGUACACAGGAGCUCCGUAUUUUGCUGCAAUUACAGCUCUCAAAGUGGGUGCAGAUUUAUCCCACGUAUUUUGUACCAAAGAUGCAGCAACUGUAAUAAAGUCAUAUAGUCCGGAGCUGAUUGUUCAUCCAGUUCUUGACAGUCCUAAUGCUGUUCAUGAAGUGGAAAAGUGGUUACCACGACUGCAUUCAAUUGUCAUAGGACCCGGUUUAGGUAGAAAUGAUGUACUACUUGAGAAUGCUAAGGGUAUUAUAGAAAAAUCCAAGGUCAAAGGAAUCCCCAUUGUCAUUGAUGCCGAUGGAUUGUGGCUCAUUUCCCAACAGCCUUCUCUUAUACAAGGCUACCAGAGAGCUAUUCUUACUCCAAAUUAUAUGGAGUUCAGCAGACUGUAUGAAGCUAUGCUUAGAGACCCUGUAGAUAGUAAUGAUCAUCAUGGAUGUGUGUUAAGGCUCAGCCAAGCCAUGGGGAAUUUGACAGUUGUUCAGAAGGGAGAACGAGAUCUUAUUUCAGAUGGAGAAAAAGUACUCGUAUGCAGUCAUGAAGGAAGCAGCAGAAGAUGUGGUGGACAAGGAGACCUCCUAUCAGGUUCCCUUGGAGUCUUAGCACAUUGGGCAUUUCUUGCUGGACCAGAAAAGACAAAUGGGUAUGAUUGCAUUAGUGACUCCUCUUCUCAGAUGAAUCCAUUAUCCUUAUGGCAACUGUUGCAGAAAUGCUGUCAGAAUCCUUUCCUAGUGGCUGCAUUUGGAGCUUGUUCUCUUACAAGGCAAUGUAACAACCAAGCCUUUCAAAAAUUUGGACGUUCAAUGACUGCCUCUGACAUGGUUUCAGAAGUUGGAACAGCUUUUAACAAACUUUUUGAAACCUGAAGCCAAAGCAGCAGAGAGGAAGACGAGGAAGAAUAAUGGCUGCAACAGUAAUUAAAUUUACAGUAGAAUUUACAUAAGUAAUGCACCCUUUCAAGUGCUGUAGCAGCAUUGGUAUGCUAGGUAGAUUUUUUUAUUUUUAAGAAUAGAAAAAUAUGAUUAAUGUAGAUAUUUUUUAAGAGUUUGGAAUACAAAAAUGUUUUGGCUGAAAUAAGCUGUAGUUGCAGAUCUGUUAUAAUAUAAUAAAACUAAACUGAAAGUAUUCCUGUUCUUUUUCAUAGUUAUUGAGCAAUAACUAAAGUGUGUGGGAACUGCAAAAAUGCACUUGAUACUUAUAAUGAAAGUAAAAUUCUUCCACCAGCUCAACAAAAUUUCUUGGCUUACACCAAGGAUGUCAUGAUUUUGUUCUUAGACUGUGUUUCUAGGACUAACUACUGCACUUCAUUUUUCUCCAUGCUGUUUUCCUUUUAUUUAAAUACGUCUCUUUGGAAAUGGAAUGUUUCAAAUGUAAUUGGUUGCCUUUGCUCAUUCCUAGUCUCUGAGGUGUCAUUCUUUGAAUUUUAGGUUCUCUUUUUUUUUUCCCUUUAAAGAAAAAAAAAAAAA